AUGGCCGACGUUUAUUAGAAUAAUUUUGUAAGAUUUUUAUUCGAAAAACUUAAAUUCUGUCAGAGCUCUGCAAAAUGUCUAAAAGAGAGCAAAGUGAACGUAAUGAGAGAAAAUUAGAUACGACAAAUGACUAUGAAAAUAUAUUAGCACAGCACAGCAUAUUUGAAUCAACAAGAGGAAAACAUCAGGAGCUGCCAAGCUUUCCUGGCUUUGCAAAUGCUGAAACACAAACAACUAAACAAAGUGACAUAAAGACUCAAGGAGUACAGCCUGGCCUGGGGGCAUGGCACUACAACCCUUGGUGGAUGCUGGCCAGCACUUCAAGAAGUAUUCCUUCUCAAGAUGACUUCUCUGAGGGUAGUGACCAAACUAAAGUGAAGCAAGAACCUGCUGGUGCAGGCACUCCAGACCGUGACCCCCUGCAAACGGACAUUGACCAAUACACUACAGGCCCACCAACUCCCCCUGCAGGGAUGGACUCAUUCUGUGAUGAUUGUUCAGACCCAUUUUGUGACUCUAGUGCAGCAAUUUGCCGCAAACUAUUUCACUGCCCUCAUUGCAGAAAGAGUUACCCUACAAUCCUUGAGUUCAAUACGCAUUUAACUGGAGUACACCCAGCACAGAAACCAUUCAGAUGCCAAAUCUGUUUGGAACCAUUUAAUAAAAAACAAUAUUUGCGAAGGCAUUUAGAUGCUAAUCACACUCGUAAAGACGUGAACAAAUGCUCUGUGUGUUCAAAAUAUAUUAAGGAUAAGAGCAACUUGCGUAAACACAUGCAAGUGCAUACGGGCCGUGUGCCACAGAAGCAAUUCAAGUGUGACUUGUGCAACAAUAAGCGGUACAUGUCUCUAGACCGCCUCAACAACCAUAAAGUAGUGUGCACAGGGGAAAAAGUGCUCAAGUAUUGUGACAUGUGCACCAAAGUAUUUGAUAAUUCAAGAUCAUUGAACAGUCACAAGAAAGUUCAUGCCCGGGAACUGAAAUGUGAGAACUGUGGUGAACAACUCCGCUCAUUAGAACAAUUCACAAAUCAUAAAAUGAUUUGUCAUGGAGCGACUUCAGAAGCAAGUGGCAGUCAAAGUGCCUCAGCAAGUGGUGCAGGGACUGCAGUAAACCGAUGCUGCACGCAGCCAGGUCUGUGUGAGCAUGACAAACCGGCCUACCUAAACAUACCAGGUUAUGCAGCGAGCAGAGUUCUUGAUGCAACUCUGUCAUCUUUAAAAUCAGAGCUGAACUGAUGAAAUGUGAUGAACAUGUUUUACAGAUUAACAAAAUUUUAUGAUUUCUGUUUUAACAAGAUUACCAAAUAGUUAUCAAUGACAGUAAUAAUUUUCACAAUUGAAAAUUUCACAAGACUGAUGCAAAUAUCCCGCCUCACGACUUGCUUUAUUAUUACCAUUUAAAUUAAGGCUUUAGUUUGUAGGUUAAUAUUGAUAGUAAUAAGCUGCAUAGCCAUUUGUUAAUAUUCAAGUAUAUGAAGAACUUACUAUUACAAUUUGGUUGGGACCUGUGACCCCACUCUGUUACUGAAGGAAGUUUUACAUAUAUUUGAAUGUACCCAAAUUGUUGUCCGCUUUUAAUUUUAAAACUGAAACAUUUACACUGUGUGAAAAUUGUUCUACCAAAUCAGCUUUACUGAAUGAAUAAAACCUGACCGAACUUACAAUGUUUAUGAAUUAAAUAACACAAAUAUUUUUUUUUUGUUAUUUGACUAUAGCAAUGCCUUGACUGAUUUAGAGUAAUGGUAAUGUGCAGUAUUACAUUAAACAUUUUUUUAUUUUUCUAUUGUGGAAAGUUGUAAGAGCUAUAUUAUUUUUAUAAUUUUUAGAACAUAAUAUUUUAAAGUAUCUAAGUU
This is a messenger RNA of Hyposmocoma kahamanoa, 1855 nucleotides long. RefSeq names its product zinc finger protein 431-like. The coding region runs from base 75 to 1238 and encodes 387 amino acids. The transcript is spliced from 2 exons. Lineage: Eukaryota; Metazoa; Arthropoda; Insecta; Lepidoptera; Cosmopterigidae. The record is from RefSeq and is a predicted model, not a curated record. Gene Ontology annotation, molecular function: RNA polymerase II transcription regulatory region sequence-specific DNA binding; DNA-binding transcription factor activity, RNA polymerase II-specific. Gene Ontology annotation, cellular component: nucleus. Gene Ontology annotation, biological process: regulation of transcription by RNA polymerase II.